This is a messenger RNA of Fundulus heteroclitus (mummichog), 1982 nucleotides long. It is a transcript of the gene tmem51b, whose product is annotated as transmembrane protein 51b. The record is from RefSeq and is a predicted model, not a curated record. Lineage: Eukaryota; Metazoa; Chordata; Actinopteri; Cyprinodontiformes; Fundulidae. Bases 312 to 1148 code for a protein of 278 amino acids. The transcript has 3 exons.
GACCAGGAGGAGCAGCGCACAGGUCCGACUUUACAACAGGCAGAAGGGAGGCUUCACCGCGGCUGCAACUUGUUCAAAGUUCCUGACAUUAGAUUAUGUGGAGAGAAACACAACCGGGCGUAUAUUCAUCAGGUGUUUUAUAAAGAUAACACGAGUGGGUCUAAGUGGUGACGUUUAGGUUUUUUUUUUUUUUUUUUUCCUGUUUGUGAUUUGGUCUUCCUGAAAAACACCUGCGGGAUUCAGGUAACUCCCCGAUGAAGAGGGAAGUCCUUGGGCGCAGUGAGCGGUGAAAAGCGGUUUGCCCUGCCAGGAUGUGUCCCAAUCCAAGUAUAUGUGGGGGCAACAACCGUCCCAACAGGUCUGAAUCCAGAGGUUCGGGCGCCCACUAUGCCCUGUGUGCCCUGGGAGUGGGACUCAUCGGCCUUGGGAUUGUCAUGAUAGUUUGGACUCUGACACCCUUUGAUAAGACGUCUUCAGAAUCCAACUCCAACUCUACAAACGCGACUAAGAAGCCUGACGACCCUGAUGACCCCGAAGACGCCAAAGGCUUCACAAAUUCCUCUGUGGCGUUGGUGCUAGUCGGAGUGGGGAUAGUCCUGCUGCUGUUGUCCAUUUGCCUGGGUGUGAGGAGUAAGAGGAGAGCGUUAAGCCUGCCCGCGCCAGCAGGAGGCCCCCUCAUGAACCACAUCCCAGGAGAGGAACCGCCGACCGUCGACCCAGAGGCUUAUAACGUGCCCAGCUACGACGAGGUUGUUGGCAGCGGAAACUACCCCGUCCGCCAGAGCAACCUGAGGCAGAGCACCUCACAGCUGCCGUCCUACGAGGACAUCCUCGCCGCCGUGGAAAACGAGGGAUCGCAGCCCCCGAACAACACCACAGAGAACAGCCCUCUGAAUGAGCAAACGCCAGCGGCUGCUCAGCCCCCCGCCGACCACGCCGCUCUGGAGUCGCAAUCCAGUCUGCCCGCACGCAGCGCCAGCCGGGCCAGCCGUCUACUGAAGCCCCUCAGAGUGAGGCGGAUAAAGUCGGACAAACUGCACCUGAAAGACAUCCGCCUUCAGAUCCGCACGCCCACGCAGAACCCGGUGACCAUUGAACCCAUCACGCCGCCCCCACAGUACGAGAACAAGAUGCCUGAGUUACAGUAAAAGCUCGGCCUGGUGGUUUCCCAAUCGGCCAAUGGCUGAUUAGAAUAUAUGAAAAUUUCUAAUGGAUUUAAAGGACCGGUGGUAAUAUAUCUGAGAGCCUGUAAGAGCACCAUGAAGUAGUUAGAUGCGCCCGUUGAGCAGGAUGAUGGAGGCAGACGCACGCCCAGAAAUGAGAACUCUUCUUUUAUCAACGAAGCUUCAGAUUGGCUGAUCGGUUUCUGUCGUCAUGCGUUAAUGCAUCCAAGCAAAAGGAUUUUUAAGUAUAACUUAUGUCAAGAAAAGUGCAGCAUUUCAGUUUUAUUUAUUAUUCGAAUAGAAUGCCUGUCUUUAUCAGAAAUAUGUUAGUGUGUAAAAGGAAACCAUGUGUAGUGUUGCAGAGGGAGAAACGGGGAAUUAUCAGGCAGAUGUUUGGUUUGAGAUGUACAAACUGUGACCAGAAGAAGUGAGGAUGCAGAUUUAGGUUGUCUAAAAGAAGACGGGUUAAAUGUCGUCAUUCAUACACACCAUCAAAAAUUAUAAUUUUAAACUAUUACUUAGCUGAUAUGUUUUUGAGACAUUUACUUGUUUUUGUUUUUUUUAUUAUCAAUGUUUAAAUGCUAAAGUAUCCACAACUAUAUUUUAAUAUUUUAACAUGGUGGUGAAUAAAUGUUUUUUUUCUUUUAGUUUCUCUCAGGAUGUACCUUAAGUGUAUGUUGCAGAUGUGUAAUGUUGCCCUUUUUUAUGCACGGAUCAUUUGCAUGGUGGUAUGUGUAAAAGUCGCUGUAAGAACUGUAUAUAUUUGUAAAAGACAAAUACUGUUUUAAUUUUGGGUAAUAAAAUUUACUGUCAAUUUUU